Clunio marinus is the source of this 228-nucleotide messenger RNA. The record is from the annotation of a GenBank genome assembly. Lineage: Eukaryota; Metazoa; Arthropoda; Insecta; Diptera; Chironomidae.
AUGUCCUUAUUGUGGAUACCAGAACCAUUUCCGGAAAUGCGAAAUUGGGUGAAACAUGUGGACGAUAUAUCAAAGCGAAAAUUAAAUGAAAAUGAAAAUAAACUUCAAAGUUAUAAUAUCGAAAGAUUUGUUGUUCAUUUCGCGAAACGUAAUUUGCAAAGAUCAAGGUUGAAAUGGUUAAGUCAUUGUGUAAGAAUAUCUUCAAUACUUCAAAGUCGAUAUUCUUAA